AUGGCAAACUUGACGUCAAAUAAGAAACGCAGAGGAAAAUCCAAAAAUCAACCGAAGUUCGGCUCCUUGCUGAAUAAACCUAUCAACGGAGAACUGAUAUCAUAUGUUGCUCAAAUGGCAGCGAAUGUCGUUCCAUGCGACCCAGACCCUCCAUGGCCACUUUCAGCUACAUACAGCAAGGAUAUUCCGCCCUUAGAAGCCUUUAUCUCCCACCUUGUGGCGGGAUCUAAUGUCCCGACGUCUACGUUUCUCACAUCGCUCGUCUACUUAGCUCGGAUAAAAUCUCGACUCCCUCCUGGAACAAGGGGAUUUCGAUGUACGCGUCACCGUAUCUUCUUAGCUUCGCUCAUUUUGGCAGAUAAAUAUGUCAAUGACGUAUGCUAUAAAAACUCUUCUUGGGCUCACCUUAGUAUCAUGAAUUGGGAAAACUCUAAUUUCGGAUUUCUCACUUCUGAAGUUACCGCGGCUGAAAAAGAACUUUUAUCUCUGUUAGACUAUAAUGUCCGAAUUACACAGGAAGAUCUACAAGAACAGUUGCUGCCGCUUAAGUAA
Messenger RNA from Parathielavia appendiculata, 552 nucleotides. RefSeq lists its product as uncharacterized. Gene Ontology annotation, biological process: regulation of cyclin-dependent protein serine/threonine kinase activity. Gene Ontology annotation, molecular function: cyclin-dependent protein serine/threonine kinase regulator activity; protein kinase binding. The transcript has a single exon. Lineage: Eukaryota; Fungi; Ascomycota; Sordariomycetes; Sordariales; Chaetomiaceae. Gene Ontology annotation, cellular component: nucleus; cyclin-dependent protein kinase holoenzyme complex. The record is from RefSeq and is a predicted model, not a curated record. The coding region runs from base 1 to 552 and encodes 183 amino acids.